Messenger RNA from Aspergillus tanneri, 1824 nucleotides. Its product is annotated as putative rhamnogalacturonase. The record is from RefSeq and is a predicted model, not a curated record. The coding region runs from base 1 to 1824 and encodes 607 amino acids. Gene Ontology annotation, molecular function: carbohydrate binding; copper ion transmembrane transporter activity. The transcript is spliced from 7 exons. Gene Ontology annotation, biological process: copper ion transmembrane transport. NCBI's taxonomy places the organism in Eukaryota, Fungi, Ascomycota, Eurotiomycetes, Eurotiales, Aspergillaceae. Gene Ontology annotation, cellular component: membrane.
AUGAACAUGCCGUCAGUCUUCACAGCAAGCACAAAAGUAACCAUUCUCUUCCUUGGCUGGACCACCUCCUCUACGCUCUCAUACCUCUUCACUCUAAUAUUCCUCUUCCUUCUCGCCAUUACCAACCGUUUCCUCGCAGCACUGAAAUCCCAACUCGAACGAUCCUGGAACCGACCGUCGCAAUCCGCAGUUCCAACUCUACAACCUGCUCCUCGACGUGCCCGGCCCGCAAAAGACAGACAGAGCCCACUACCAAAAUACAUGGAAAUGAGCCCAGGAGAGGGUAUCGAAGACAACACCUGCCCUCGAGACACAGACCUCAAAGAGGAAGAUAAUCCUACCUCCGGACUACUUGGAAGGGCCAAGAUUGGAUCUCUACGUCGUAAAAUCGGCCCGUGGCACGCUAAUAGGUCCUGGAGACUCUAUCAAGAUGGGAUCUCCUCUGUGUUGGAGCUGUGUAAGGCGGUGAUUGGGAUGCUCUCCGUCAUGACGCUGAAUAUCGGUGUGUUCUGUGCUGUUCUCACGGGGAUUCUAGUGGUCCAGGCCAAGGGACCGUUUCUACAUAAACUCAAUGAAACGACGCAUAUUAUCGGCAACGACUUGUGGAAUGUAACUAUCGGACACCAAUACGGAGUGAAACUAUUCUACAGGGAGACAGACCUUGUCGGCAACGCAUGGGGAUACUACGUCAGCUACAACGGUGCACAAUCCAACCUCAAUUGGACCUCGGCAUCCAUCCACCAUCGUGGUACCAAUUACGCUGAUAUUAAACUCACCGCUGCCGAAGGCGACUUCCACUGGGUGAUUUUCAAUCACCUAGCAGGCGCAUAUCAAACUUCUGAAUAUGCGAGUUCCACCAAGGUCCAAGAUGAGACAUGGCAGCGCGAAGAUGGUUCUUACAUCACAAAAUAUGAUUUCUCAGCGUAUAUCCGAGACCUGGAUUUCUAUGGGGUUUACGGCGACCAAUUCGGAUCAUGGUAUAUCAAUCCCGGAAAAGACUACUAUAACGGAAAUCAUCUGAAGCAGGAGUUGACUGUGCAUCGGGAGAGCGCUACAGGGGACGCGGUGCAGCUGAAUAUGAUUCACAAGGCGCACUUUCAGACGUCGUCCGUGGAUAACAUUCCAGAUGGGAAGUUAUUGGGCCCUUGGUUGUGGUAUAUGAAUAACGGGUCGAAAUCUGACGCUGCAGAGCAAACAAAGCAGGAGUUCCAAUCCUGGCCAUACAAAUUGUUCCAGGACAAAUCAUACCACUCCCACGGCUCUGUAUCUAAUAAUCUUAUCCUUUCCGAUGCGCUGGACAUGGGAUCAGAUUAUUAUUACACAGGUAAAACGGACAACCAGGGGAGUUUCACUUUUAGACACGUUCGCUGCGGGAAAUACAGUUUGCAGGCCUGGUCCGAUGGGGGACGCAUUGCCGACGUGACGGCUAGCUUCCAUGAUGGCGUGAGUGUACAGCAAAAGAAACAGACACAACUAGGGAGAUUAGAAUGGAAGAUAUCCUCUCGAAAGAAGAUAUUUCACAUCGGAGGCUUCGAUCAGAAAUCUCUCGGAUUCAAGCACGGCGGGAAUCCUUACCAGCAUGCACUUGUGGAAAAAUGUCCGGCGAAUUUAACUUACACCUUUGGGGAGAGCAAGACGUCCGAUUGGUGCUUCACACAGUCGGCUAAAGGGUCUUGGACUAUUCACUUUACUGUCGAUGAGAAGACUAUAAAGAAACCUGCUUUGUUGACGGUUUCCUGGCGGGAUACUCCUCCGGAACGACAUCUCAGGUCUUACUUAAUGGAGACGCAGAUAGUCCGAUUGGAAACUUUACCACGUUACUGA